Molecule: messenger RNA, 994 nt
Organism: Alligator sinensis (Chinese alligator)
Lineage: Eukaryota; Metazoa; Chordata; Crocodylia; Alligatoridae
Product: programmed cell death protein 4
Exons: 7
Biological process (GO): negative regulation of DNA-templated transcription
Cellular component (GO): cytosol; nucleus
Source: RefSeq, a predicted model, not a curated record
CCUGGGGAGGGCAGGGGGUGCCCGGGCUGAGAGCUCCAUGCCGCAGGGGGACACCGUCUACGCCACGGUGACACCGGAGCUGGAGGAGGCGGAGCUGGAGAAGAACGUGCAGCCCAUGGUGCUGGAGUACUUUGAGCACGGGGACACCAGCGAGGUCAUGGCGCUGCUGCAGGGGCUGAACCUGGGCGAGCGGCGGGGCGCGGUGCCCGCGCUGGCCGUGGUGCUGGCGCUGGAGGGCAAGGCCAGCCACCGGGAACUGACAUCACGUCUGCUGGCCGACCUGGUGGGCCGCGUGCUGACCCCCGACGACCUCGCCGCCGCCUUCGACCGCAUGCUGCGCGACCUGCCCGACCUCAUCCUGGACACCCCUGAAGCCCCGCAGAUGCUGGGCCAGUUCAUCGCACGGGCCGUGGCCGACCAUGCGCUGCCCCUCGACUUCCUGGAGCGCUACAAGGGCCGCGUGGACUGCGAGCACGCCCGGGCGGCCCUGGACCGCGCGGCCGUGCUGCUGCGCAUCAAGCGGGACGUGAACCACCUGGACAACGUGUGGGGCGUGGGCGGGGGCCAGCGCCCCGUCAAGCACCUCAUCAAGGAGAUGAGCCUGCUGCUGCGCGAGUACCUGCUGUCCGGGGAGGUGUCGGAGGCCGAGCGCUGCCUGCGCCAGCUCGAGGUGCCCCACUUCCACCACGAGCUCGUCUACGAGGCUGUGGUGCUGGUGCUGGAGUCCACCGGGGAGACGCCCGUGGCCAUGAUGGUUCGGUUGCUCAAGGUGCUGUGGGAGACGGGGCUGGUGACGCUGGACCAGAUGAACCGGGGCUUCCAGCGGGUGUACGAGGAGCUGGGCGACAUCAGCCUGGACGUGCCGCUGGCCCACGGCCUCCUGGAGAAGCUGGUGGAUCUCUGCUUCGAGGAGGGCGUCAUCACCAAGCAGCUGCGCGACGCCUGCCCGGCCCGGUACAUGGCGGGUCUGCAGGGAGGGGGGCGCAGUGGGCGG